AUGACGGAACACUUCGAAGUAAAGGUCGGCUUACACCAGGGAUCGGCACUUAGCCCACUGCUAUUCAAUGUAGUGUUUGAUGUCAUCACGGAAAAUGUAAUAGAAGAACCAUCAUGGCGCGUAUUGUACGCUGAUGAUAUUGUACUCGUAGCAGAAAAUAUAGAUGGCGACCAACUACCCACAAUAAAGCUAGGUGGAGAAAACUUGAAAAGAUUUCGAACCUUUAAAUAUCUAGGUUCAAUGGUCGAUGAAACUGCCGGAAUGGAUAAGAAAGAAGCAGCACCACUGAGGAAGUUAGAAGAAAAGAAGUUGGAUGUAGCCAAGAUGAAGAUGUUGAGAUGGAUUGCUGGAGUCGCAAGGAGAGAUAGAAUAAGAAACGACUACAUCAGAGGUACAGUGGAAGUAGCGGAAAUUUCUAAGAGGAUUCAAGAGGCAAGACUAAGAUGGUUCGGCCAUUUGAGAAGAAGAGCUGGAUAA
Penaeus monodon (black tiger shrimp) is the source of this 477-nucleotide messenger RNA. RefSeq lists its product as uncharacterized. The record is from RefSeq and is a predicted model, not a curated record. Lineage: Eukaryota; Metazoa; Arthropoda; Malacostraca; Decapoda; Penaeidae. The transcript is spliced from 3 exons. Bases 1 to 477 code for a protein of 158 amino acids.